AUUUCUACCAUGGAACAUACCAUAUAUGUAUGUAAUUUGGAGGUUAAGUUGAUUUAUGAACACGUGUUUUAUAAUCGUUUAAAUAAGUGCAGAAGAAUGGCUGGAAAGAGUUUAGCUGACAAAAUAAAUGCUUUAAUUACGACAAUACCAGAUUUUGAUUCGGAUGAAGAGCCGGAGGAUACAAAGGCGAAAUUAGUAGAACCUUACUGCGAGAGCGAUGCCUCAGAUGACGAGUUCCAGACCUCUAAAAUUCGUAGACAAAAUGUUGAUACCUUGGAGAAGGUGGAUAAAAGGUAUGCUGGUAAAAAGAUCUCGAGGAAAGAUAUAUUUAGCGAUGAGGACGAUAGUAUGAGUGAAGAUGUGGAAAGUGAGAGCUCUGAGAAAGAUGUUGAGGAUGAAGAGAUAAGUACACUGGAGCAAAGUGAUGAUGAAAGUGAUGGGUCAGUCAGCAAUGAGGAAACAAAUUCGAAAGAGGGAUCUAAUAUUUUAGAAAGUACAUCUGAUUCGGAAGAUGGUUAUGACAUGGAUAAUGAUCUGCUCUAUAAACAGGAAAGCUCCACUAUUAAAACGAUGUCUGAAACAAAUGCUAGAACAGAAAUAGAGAAAGGCAAUUAUGUCAGGAAUCAGCUGAAACUGUGGGAAAAUUUCUUGGAGAUGCGGAUAAAAUUGCAGAAGUGUGUUACAAUUAGUAACGAGAUGCCACAGUAUGAUACAUAUAAAGAACUUAGAUCGGACACAGAGUUUGUGAAGAAGGUCAAUGAAACCAAAACCAACUUGGCGCUAAUCAUGAGGAAUAUGUUACGAUUAAAAAAUGUCUUAUUGAAACAAUAUCCUGAAACGAAAAAUCUGUGUAAUGAUGUUAAAAAGAGGAAAACCGACAAGGAUAAGAAUUUAAACACAGAUGAUCCAAUGGAUGAAGAAAUAUGUUCUGAUACUGAAGAUGAAUUAGAAAACGGAAAGCAAUCAUUCACUGAUGAAGAUGCAGAAGCGGUUGAGCAAUCAGUACCUCGAAAACGUUUGAAAUAUAAUGACUAUGAAAAAGUUCUACAAAAAGAUCAUGAUUCCUAUAGAGAAUACAGAGACUCUGUUAUAAAGAAAUGGAACGACAAAACGCGGAUUGCCACAGGCUCGAUAAGCAAGAGUUCAGGGCAGACUACACUGAAACAAAUUGAAUUUGCUAUGAACGAUGUAAGCAAGUUGCGAAGGAGAACUCAACUCAAGCGUUCCGAGUACAAUAUCGUUGGUAAGUCUCUCCCAAACGAGGACACUGAUGGUAGAAGAGUUCAGGAGUACGAUCCAGAAAUUUAUGACGAUUACGAUUUCUAUCAUCAAUUGAUAAGGGACCUGAUAGAAUAUAAAUCGUCGGACGUGACGGAUCCUAUACAGCUCAGCAAACAAUGGAUCCAAUUACAGAACAUGCGUAAAAAAAUGAAAAGAAAAAUUGACACACGUGCAACGAAGGGCAGGAGGGUGCGAUAUAAUGUUCACAAUAAGUUAAUUAAUUUCAUGGCACCUAUUACGAUACGUGACGUGUGGACAGACAAUGCGAAAAAUGAAUUGUACAAUUCAUUGUUCGGUAAAAUAAAAUCGACAGAAGAACAGACGAAAUAAUUUUACGUCUAUAAUAUACAAAAAUUCAUGUUUCAUGUAUGUA
This is a messenger RNA of Wasmannia auropunctata (little fire ant), 1654 nucleotides long. RefSeq names its product protein AATF (gene Aatf). Bases 10 to 1611 code for a protein of 533 amino acids. Gene Ontology annotation, cellular component: nucleolus; nucleus. The record is from RefSeq and is a predicted model, not a curated record. The transcript has 3 exons. Gene Ontology annotation, biological process: regulation of transcription by RNA polymerase II. Lineage: Eukaryota; Metazoa; Arthropoda; Insecta; Hymenoptera; Formicidae.